Molecule: messenger RNA, 395 nt
Organism: Physeter macrocephalus (sperm whale)
Lineage: Eukaryota; Metazoa; Chordata; Mammalia; Artiodactyla; Physeteridae
Product: SNRPN upstream reading frame protein-like
Exons: 1
Coding region: 177-395 (72 amino acids)
Cellular component (GO): nuclear speck
Source: RefSeq, a predicted model, not a curated record
CAGAAAUGAUCCAGCCCAAGAUGUCAAUAGUGCUGAGGCUGUGAAACCGAUAUGGAAAUAAUAAUAAUAAUUAAAAAAUCAGGUAUUUCUUGGUGCCGCCCCGGCAAAGUCCUCGUAGAGUGGAGCUGCUGCCAGAGAUGCCUGACGGUGUCUUCUGAGGAGCGGCCAGCGGCGCGAUGGAGCGGGCCAGGGACCGUUUACGCCUGAGACGGACCACAGAACAGCACGUACCAGAGGUAGAAGACCAAGUCAAACGGAGGAGAACAGCCUCACUGAGCAACCAGGAGUGUCACCUGUAUCCAAGGCGAUCUCCGCAGCAGCAGCAAGUCCCUGUGGUGGAUUUCCAGGCAGAACUGAGACAGGCAUUCUUAGCUGAGGCACCAAGAGGUGGUUAA